Molecule: messenger RNA, 2688 nt
Organism: Mus caroli (Ryukyu mouse)
Lineage: Eukaryota; Metazoa; Chordata; Mammalia; Rodentia; Muridae
Biological process (GO): regulation of transcription by RNA polymerase II
Molecular function (GO): RNA polymerase II cis-regulatory region sequence-specific DNA binding; DNA-binding transcription factor activity
Source: RefSeq, a predicted model, not a curated record
UGCAUUUUGUCCUGUCUUUGGUUUAACUGUCCAUGGCUUGGUAUUUGGAGGAUUCGGAGCAUUAAAAACACUAAGUUAGACUAAAAGUAAGAGAGCGAACAGGCACUGGGUGUUGGCCAAGGAGACCAUCAUCAGCCGCGGCGGCCGAGCACCAGCCCCUGCGUACUCAACAGAGCCGGAUGGCGGCGCUGAAGCACCUGGCUCAGGUUCCCAGAUCUACAGAAAAGGGUAUGGUCUGUAUACAGGGCUGUGUAACCUUUGAGGACGUGGCUGUUUACUUCUCCCAGGAAGAGUGGGAGCUCCUGGAUGAAUCUCAGAGGCUCCUGUAUCUUGAUGUGAUGCUGGAGAAUUUUACCCUUAUAACCUCACUGGCUCAUUGGUCUGAAGCAGAGGCUGAAGACAAAACCUGUGUACCACACAUCAGGACUGCAAAGGAAGGUCUGCCCACGAAGAAGCCUCAUCCCUCUGACAUCUGUAGUGCCGUCCUUAAAGAUAUCUUGCAUCUAAGUGACCUACCUGGGCAGAAACCACAUUUGACUGAGGUGUGUACAGACCUCCUGGACCAGAAGCAUCACAGAGCCAAGAAUUGGUUAAAGAAAGAUGUGGACUGCCUUGUGAAGAACUGUAUAUCCCAUGUAGCAGGGAAUCCUUCUGUCUGUAGGAAGAUUGGUGAGAAAUUCCCAGCUAUAUGGAAUCUUCUCCAACCCAAGGCCAUUCCCAAAGGUGAGAAACAAAAUCAAAUUAAGUGUAGAAAGGCUUUUCACUCAGAGAAAAAUAACUCUAAGUCAGGUAAAUAUAAGAAAUCUUCCAGCCCAGAAUACAGGCUUCAAGAAUAUCCAAGAGUUUGCAGUGGAAAGCGGGUGUUUGAGUCUAACAGUUGUGAGCAAGACUUAAACAAGUACUCGAUUGCACCAUCCCAGACAGACCAGACUGAAAACCGACCAUAUGAGUGUCAUGACUGUGGAAAAUGGUUUGGCCAGAAAGCCACACUUAGAAUACACCAGAGACGCCAUACCGGAGAAAAACCGUAUAGAUGUGGUGAAUGUGGAAAGUCUUUUUGUCAAAGCUCUAACCUAAGCGAACACUGUAGAGUUCAUAGUGGAGAAAGACCUUUUGAGUGUCUGGAAUGUGGGAAAGCCUUCGGGUGUCAUUCUAGUCUUCUGCGGCACCAGAGAACACACACAGGAGAAUGGCCAUAUGAAUGUGGUGACUGCGGGAGGCUGUUUAGGCAGAUUGUCAGCCUGAUUACACACCAGAGGACUCACACUACAGAGAAGCCUUACGAAUGUGGACAGUGUGAAAAGUCUUUUAGUCACAAAGCCACUCUUACUGUACAUCAGAGAGUUCACACUGGAGAGAAGCCCUAUCACUGUGAAGCAUGUGGGAAAUCCUUCAGCCAAAGCGCCAACCUUAUUAAACACUCCAAAAUUCACACUGGAGAAAAGCCUUAUAAGUGUGGGGAAUGUGGUCUAUGCUUUCGCCAGAGAGCUACCCUCAUGAAACACCAGAGAACCCACACUUCAGAAAGGCCUUAUGAAUGUAGAGAAUGUGGUAAGUUCUUUAAACAGUACUUCUACCUCAUUGAACACAGUAGGAUUCACACCACAACAGAAUUUUAUGAGUGUGGACAGUGCGGGAAAUCUUAUACCCAAAACGCCACCCUCAUCAGACACCAGCGAGUCCAUACAGGAGAGAGUCCUUAUAAAUGUAAGGAGUGUGGAAAAGCCUUUGAAUACAAAUCCAGACUUAAUCGACAUCAAAGAACUCACACUGGUGAAAGACCUUAUGAGUGUGCCAAAUGUGGGAAAUUCUUCAGGGAAAGCUACAAUCUUGCUGAACACCAGAAAAUUCACACUAAAGCAAAGCCUUACAAUUGUGAUCAGUGUGGGAAGUGUUUUAGCCGGAGAGCUGACUUGGUUAAACACCAGAGAGUUCAUACUGGUGAAAGGCCUUAUACAUGUGGUGAAUGUGGGAAGACCUUCAGCCGAACUACCAACCUUGUUCAACACAGAAGAAUUCACACUGGGGAACGGCCAUACGAGUGUGACCAGUGUGGGAAGUCUUUUAGCCAGGUGUCUACCCUCACUAGGCAUCAGCUUCUUCACACUGGAGAAAAAUCUUAUAAAUGUAGCAAAUGAAGGAAAGCCUAGACAGCCCUCUAGCAUCUUCUAACACCAAAAGAUAGAGCAUCAUAACUCCUGGAAGCCAACCCUUGAAAGCACCCUCAGGCCUCCAAGGAUGUUGCAUUGUUGUUCACUGUAACAAACUAGAGAGCCUCAUAGAGUUUUAGGCUGUGUAACUUGUACUAGAGCUAGUCUGCCUGUUCUAGACAGUCUGUCUCCAUUGCCAGAAUUAAAUAGCUGCCAUAAUGUCUCAUAGAAACUGUCACUCCUCUAGCACCUUGCACUGAGUGUAUAUCCCCCCCAACAUGACCAUACUCUCCCCUUCCCUAAUGGAAGCCUCAACUUCCUGUGCCUUGCAAAUGACCUUCAUCCCCUUUUCUCACUAAAUAUGUCUGGGUCUGUAUUUGCCUAAAAGAACCUGGUCUGCGAUUAGCUGGAGGCUCCAUCAAGGAAUAUCUUCUCAAGUCUUUGUCUCACAUGAUUCAUGCGCUGUUUACAUGAUAGGAACUAGCCAGAGACUUCCUGCCAUGUUAAUAUGCAAUAAUAAAAGACCUUAUGGAUUUUU